This is a messenger RNA of Pseudogymnoascus verrucosus, 642 nucleotides long. RefSeq lists its product as uncharacterized. The coding region runs from base 1 to 642 and encodes 213 amino acids. NCBI's taxonomy places the organism in Eukaryota, Fungi, Ascomycota, Leotiomycetes, Thelebolales, Thelebolaceae. The record is from RefSeq and is a predicted model, not a curated record. The transcript has 3 exons.
AUGGCAUCCCGCAAGUACAUGGACAAGCUGUUCGACGACCCUGCCAUUCGCAGUGGCUAUUCCGCGCAACUAAUUGCACGCACUAUAACCACAAUCCGUCCGUUUAGUGUGCAUCCACAUACGCUUCCUCUAUUGACCGGUUGGCAAGUCGAUGGACAGCCAUCUCCUGGUGAACAACAGCUGUGUCUACGAGACUAUAUACGACAUGACAGAGACUAUACCAUCUAUAUUUGGACCAUUGGCAGGGUGAAUUCGAGCAAGAUGCCAAUUCCUAAGUGGGCUGCCGCGUUCACUGGAGCCUUCUUGCGUGCAAAUGAUCCGUGGGGCGCUAUGAAAAUGCUUACUCGGGCUGCACUAAGUAUGGAUGGAAACAAAGAUCUUCCUACUUUUGUGCGAUUAGUUCGUGAGGAAGUAAGGUCCUGGAAGACAAUAUACAAGCGUGAUAAGAUGAAAAGCAUUGUUUAUAUUGCCCUUGAGCAUGCUGAAAUGCACGGGCUCUCUGAAGAUGACGGGAAGAGGCAAGAUCUUGAAAAUAAGCUGCAAGAGAAGAUGCCCGAAAUGGUUGCAUUUAUUGUCAGCGACAGUCUUCACAACGACUACACACAGACAGAUGAGUCCUUUGGACGUCAGGCCUACAAAUAA